AGAAAAUCUAGAUUCUAGAUCUAACAGUAACAGAAAACUAAAAACAAAUGUAAAUCAAGCGUAUUACUAUUAUUAGAAUCUAGAUCUAGUAUUAGACUAGAUCUUUAACUAAAGUAAAAUUAGCUUGAACUUUUAAAUUACUGGGAAAAAUUUCAUUUAAAACAUGGGUGUUCAUAAACUUUGGUCCUAUGUCAAGCAAAACAAGGCAGAGACUGUGGCUUAUGUUGAUCUGAUUGAACUAGCAAAAAGCUACCCGGAAAAGAUGAACAUACUAAUAGAUUUUUACUGCUUCGAACACUUUCUGACAGAAAAGUUUUUGGCAAGUCUAGGAAAUGUUAAUGACAUUGACAGUUUGAUCUACGCUGGAGGAGAGUAUAAGCUGAUGGACAGAACUUUAAGAUGUUUAAUACUGGAACUCAGAAGAGUUAAUAUUGAGCCAAUCUUCUAUCUUGAUGGAGCUAAAGGCAGUGCCGACAUUUCAACUAAACAAAAGAUGCAGACUUGGAAGAAUAGAUAUCUAGAUUCACAAAAAGGUCUUAAGAACGUUUUCUUUUACCUUAGGGGUGAGAGACCUUUGACUGAUGUUAACUUAAGUCGGUUAACUCGACCAUGUCUUCAAGAGAUGCAAAAUGUCCUAACGCUACAGGACUUAGGAUGUAAGAUGUUUCUCAGAGUAUCAGGUGAGGCAGACUACAUGAUAGCUAAAGACUUGAUGGAGAACCAGAAUGCCUUCUGUGUCCUCAGUAAUGAUACUGACUUUACCAUCUUCCCUGACAGUGUCCUCCUUCCGCAAGACAUGUUUGACCUGACUUUGCAACUUGGACAGGGACUCAGCUCCUUUGAGCCCAGAGUUCCAGAGAAUCUAAUCUGUGGCAUUAUUCGAACAGAAAACGUAAUGAAUCUGCUGAAGCUACCUGAUCACCGGUCACUGAUUGAGGUAGCCAUAAUAGGGGGAAAUGAUUUUACAAUGCCAAUACUGAGCAAGCACUCCACAUUUAUGUAUCACUACAAGGGCAAUUUCCAAAAUUUAUCUUCACUAAUAAAUCAAUCAGGCAGUAUUGAGAAAUGUGAUUUCUUUGGAGAGCUGAUGGUGAAAGAUGAGAAUUUCCGCAACGCAGUUCAGCACUCACGCCAGUUUUACUCCUUAUCACUUCCAGAUGAGGAGGAGCCUGAGAAGGGGUACUCCUUCAACGUAAUAGCUGACAACAUUAGGCUAGGGAAGCUUCCCAGCACCAUUGUGUCUAUGCAUCGUGGGAUAUAUUGGCACCGACAGAUAUUAGAAGAUCCUGGUCCAGAUAUGCCAGUAGCAGAGCAAGUUUUGGCACGAUUGCGUGCCUACAUAUACAAGAUCCUCUUACCCCAUGAUAAAAGCUAUGCUGUAGAGACUGGCCGCACUGUACGUAAACUACUUACAGAUGUGAAAGUUUUCAAAGCGACAGAUGACAGAAUCCCUUCCCUUGCUGAAGUGACCAAAAACACAUUUUCCAGUAAUCUCAAGUUGUUUGAGCUCAUUAUUCAGCAUCAAGAAUUCAACGAGAAUAAAUGUGAAUCCUACUUUAAGCAGUUUGGAAUUCAGCUUGGAUUUAUAGGACUACUUCUACGCUACUUUCUUUGCCUCAACUGGAAUCAGAACCUCUACAUUAGUCCCGAAGAGUUUUAUGUCCUUGUCGCCUGGAUUUUGGCUGAGCAUGAUACAUUUCACUAUUACAAGCUACGAAUGAAGCCCAGUCCUAGGUGUAUGACUAUGGCCAGUUGGUUUCAGGCACUGUACAGAAAUGCUUACGCUUUUCUGGGAAAUAUCUUAGACGUAUCUAAUGAAUUCCCUUCUCCUAGAGAUAUGUUCUCAUUUUCUACCUGGGUGGCGCUGUAUACAUCCUGCUUUCUUACACAUCCUAAUCCAACCUUUCGCCUCCCUUGUCCUCUUCAUGUUUCUGUUGAAGAGAUGUUAGCAGCUCGUCUCGUUGUGGUGGAAACAGUUCAAGAAUACAAAAACUUUGUGAAAAAAAUUAUUGAUGGGUUCUUUCCCUUGGACACACGCAUAUUACAAGAGGAUAGAAAAGUUUACUUGUAGAUAAUUCUUGGAGUAACUAAACAUUGACCUGUUGUAUGACCAUAUGUUAUGAAAGCUAAUUUUUCUUUGGCUUUGGACCCGAAGUAUUACAUUUUUACAAUUAUUUGUUGUUGAUACUUGUUCUCAUGAAGACAAUUAAAGUUUGUUUCUAAAUAUUUCAGUUUUUAAAAUGUGUAAAUGUCUAGGUCACUACUCCACAGUUCCUUAGAUAAAAUUAUGUUUUUAAUAACAUCAAAAGCUUUUCACAUAUUAGCUUUUUAAAUUAGGAAGUUCUUUUUUUAUUAUUAUUAUUAAAAUAGAACACAUUUAUAAAUAUAAUCACAAUAUCUUAUAAUUCUAAAAUUAAAUUGCUUGAAGUGACAUGGCUCACUGACACAUCUCUAUGAUUGACAGUUGUCACUGAAUGAUGGUCACUGAGUGACAGCUGUCACUGAAUGAUGGUCACUGUAACUGAUCAAAUUGGUGUUAUCUGAAGCAUUGAUUUGUGACUUGUGAAGUGUAUUGCAAACUAAGUUUCAACCAAGAGUUCCUUCUGAUCAGUUUGAGUUGGAAAGAAUCUAUGUUGUCAUAUGGAGAACUGCUGGUAGUAUGCAUUUCUUUUGUUUUAUCUUCAAUGAUCACAUCUAGGUUUUUGAAAAGGGCAUUAAUAGUUCAAGUACUGUUUGUCUUAUGGGUCAAGCCUAAUUAUAUAUAAAUAUAUAGUUAUAUAUAGUGAUAUAUAUAUAUAUAUCACUUUUAUAACAUAAUACCAAUUAAGAUCUGCUUUGCUUAUUUUUAACUUCAUUUCUUCUGUACAUUGGGUCUCAUUGAGAUAAUACAUUGAACCAGACCUGUGGUGCUAUGGAAUUAUUUCCUAAUGGUGUCUAAAAGGUGAUGUACAUAUACAUAUGUAACACCCUGUUUUGUUUUAUUUCUGUUGCAUACUUUUGUAGUUAUUUUACUUUUGUGAUAAUUAUUUUUAUGAAUUGAUUUGAUUCUACUGUUAAAAUAUUUUUAUAAAUUAAUCAUGUUGCUUUUUAUAAUCAGUAUACUAUUAUCAUAUUAACAAUUUGUUAAUGUGCCAUUAACUAAAAGCAACUGGUGCUUGAAAUUACUUUACAUAUGAAACAAGGGAGUUAAGCAAUCUUAACCAAAGCUUCAUAGAAGUUUUAUGAGUUAUUGUUCAUUACUAUCUACCAUUUGAUAAACUUAUUGUUUAAACUUUAAAAAAAACUUCAUUCACGCCUUACUGAUCAAUCAUUUCGUAAUAAAAACUGAUGUGACGUUC
Biomphalaria glabrata is the source of this 3338-nucleotide messenger RNA. RefSeq lists its product as uncharacterized. The record is from RefSeq and is a predicted model, not a curated record. The coding region runs from base 164 to 2071 and encodes 635 amino acids. Lineage: Eukaryota; Metazoa; Mollusca; Gastropoda; Planorbidae. The transcript is spliced from 11 exons.